Messenger RNA from Tachysurus fulvidraco (yellow catfish), 1819 nucleotides. It is a transcript of the gene trmt61b, whose product is annotated as tRNA methyltransferase 61B. The transcript has 8 exons. Gene Ontology annotation, biological process: tRNA methylation. Gene Ontology annotation, cellular component: tRNA (m1A) methyltransferase complex. Bases 206 to 1636 code for a protein of 476 amino acids. Lineage: Eukaryota; Metazoa; Chordata; Actinopteri; Siluriformes; Bagridae. The record is from RefSeq and is a predicted model, not a curated record.
UCCGUGUUUGUCGCUCGUUGAUGAAGUCACCAAAUCCAAAAUGGCGCUGCUCUGUUGAGAGCCACGCUGCCAUUCGAUUUGUUUACAAUCGCUUUCUUGGUGAAUUGCGUUUACUGCAUUUUCGUGUGUUGUCUGAUAUGUACAUAUAUAUAAGUAAUGAAUGAGAAACAAGCAGUGACUGUGAGAGUUUAACGAAGCUUAGCUGAUGUCUGCUUUUGGGUUGUGUUUCAAUUUGAGUCCCUUAAUUAAAAUGACACCAAGGCUGGCCAGAGUGUGUGUCACAUGUUUAAGUCAUAAAGUCAAACCGAAUGAUCUCAGAAUCAGUUCUUUAGCUAGGACAAAGUGUUUUGGGACAGGUCCGAAAGGUCCAGAUGGAGAUGGAGAUGGUUCUGAGGCACAUGUUCCAUCUGGUCCGACACUUCCUCCGUACUCAUGGGGUGCUUCUCGAUUUGGGAGGCGACCCUUGUCACCUUUAGAAAGGGUGAGUCAAAUGUUACCCCAGGAAUCAUUGAGCGACGAGGUCUGGGAGCUCAGACAGAAAAGAACAAGUGAAGAACACGAAGAUACAGAAACGCAGACUCCAGAGAAGCUCAAGGAAGAUCUAGAUGUGCAUGUACUACCUGGAGAUGAUGACAGUGUCUUGGAAGGAAUGACACAUGCUCAUGUUCUGCCUGAGGAGCGCGCGAUGUGCUUUGGAGAAGUCGUGCUCGCCGAGUACCGCCGGAGACGAAGGCUGGAGUUACAAAAAAUGUUCCAGCUGGAGAAAGGAUGUAAGCUGGGGAGCAGCUGGGGUUCUGUAGACCACGAUGUCAUCCAGGGUUGCCAUGCAGGCACAGUGUUCCGCACCACCCUGGGGAUCCCUAUGCUCAUCCGCAGACCCAGUCUCGAAGAGUUCACACUGUUUAUGAAAAGAGGGCCUGCCAUUGCUUAUCCAAAAGAUGCCAGCACCAUGCUGAUGAUGAUGGACGUGAGCGAGGGAGACUGUGUGCUGGAGUCAGGAUCUGGAUCCGGGGCCAUGAGUCUCUUCCUGUCCCGAGCAGUGGGCUCUAGUGGAAGCGUGCUGAGCGUUGAAGUCAGACCCGACCACCACAGACGGUCCGUGUUGAAUUACGAGCGCUGGCGUUCAUCCUGGAAGCUGCGCAGUGGGAAGGCGUGGCCUGAAAACGUCCACUUUCACCUCGGAGAUCUUAUAAACUCCGCCCCCUUGCUUGCUGGGCGGAGCUUCAGCUCAGUGGCUCUGGAUAUGAUUAACCCUCAUCUGGCUUUACACACAGUCGUCCCUCAUCUCCAUACAGGAGGCGUGUGUGCCGUCUAUCAAGCCAACAUUACGCAGAUCAUCGACUUAAUGGAAGGACUGCGCUGCUCCACGCUGCCUCUGGUGUGCGAACGCAUCAUCGAGGUGCAGCACAGAGACUGGCUGCUUGCGCCGUCGCUCAAAAAAGAUGGCUCCUUCCACCAGCGAAGAAAAUCUCCGGGUGAAGAAGCCACAGAGAGCGAGAAUGAGGACGGAGGGAAAGAAGGACAGGCGAGUGCAGCGCACUUUCCGUUUGGAAGCGUCCCGUACGUCGCUCGUCCGCAUCCUGAACAGAACGGACACACCGGGUUCCUUGUGAAAAUGAGGAAAAUAUCCAGGUAGCUUGUGUAGAACUGCGACACCCAUCGAUACCCUGACACAAGCUGUCUCAGGUCGAGUGCGAGUGAAAGAGGAGACUGGGAGAGACCCGAGGCUUUAGCACACAGAGCGCAGAGCUCAGGAGAGGCAGCAGGACCUCGUGGGAGCUGUAAUUCCUCCCUGUCCCGGUAUUGACGCUGAGCGCCG